AUGUCCCUCCCCACGCACUUCACCCUGAACACGGGCGCCGCCAUCCCCGCCGUCGGCUUCGGCACCUGGCAAGCCAAGCCCCUGGAAGUCGAGCAGGCGGUCGAGGUCGCCCUGCGGCAGGGCUACCGCCACAUUGACUGCGCGGCCAUCUACCGCAACGAGACGGAAGUGGGCGCCGGCAUCCGCAAGGCGGGCGUGCCGCGCGACCAGAUCUUCAUCACGGGCAAACUGUGGAACACCAAGCACUCGCCCGAGGACGUCGAGCCCGCGCUCGACAAGACCCUGCAGGACUUGGGCGUCGAGUAUCUGGACCUGUAUCUGAUGCAUUGGCCUGUGGCCUUCAAACCCAGCCCCAAAUGGUUCCCCCUGGACCAAAACGGAGUAUUCGAGCUCUCCCCCACCGACCCGAUAACCACCUACAAAGCAAUGGAGAAGCUCCUCGCCACGGGCAAGGUGCGCGCGAUCGGGGUGUCCAACUUCACGACGGCGCGGCUCGACGACCUCCUGGGCAAGGUGGAGGUCGUGCCCGCGGUGAACCAGAUCGAGGCGCACCCGUACCUCCAGCAGCCGGAGCUGCUGCAGUACUGCCAGCAGAGGAACAUCCUGGUGGAGGCGUACUCGCCGCUGGGCAACAACCAGAGCGGGGAGCCCCGCGCCGUCGACGAUCCGGUCGUGCAGGCGGUUGCGGAAGAGGUCGGGUUGGAUGCCGGGCCGGUGUUGCUGAGCUGGGGCGUGCAGCGCGGCACGGUCGUGCUGUCGAAGAGUGUCACCCCCGCGCGGAUCCGGGCGAAUCUUCACGUCAGACGGCUGGGGGAGGAGGUGAUGCGGAGGCUGGAUGCGCUCGAAAAGGGGAAGAGGUUUAAUUUCCCCGCUAGGUGGGGGUGUGAUAUCUUUGGGGAGGUCGGGGAGGAUGCGGUGCGUCGGGCUGCGCUGGAGGCUGCGGAGGAGAAUUUGGUGAAGUUUAAUGUUUGA
Aspergillus fijiensis CBS 313.89 is the source of this 972-nucleotide messenger RNA. RefSeq names its product alcohol dehydrogenase NADP+-dependent. Gene Ontology annotation, cellular component: cytosol. NCBI's taxonomy places the organism in Eukaryota, Fungi, Ascomycota, Eurotiomycetes, Eurotiales, Aspergillaceae. The transcript has 2 exons. Gene Ontology annotation, molecular function: aldose reductase (NADPH) activity. The record is from RefSeq and is a predicted model, not a curated record. Bases 1 to 972 code for a protein of 323 amino acids.